Scomber japonicus (chub mackerel) is the source of this 6089-nucleotide messenger RNA. RefSeq names its product forkhead box protein O3-like. Gene Ontology annotation, biological process: regulation of transcription by RNA polymerase II. Bases 1 to 1836 code for a protein of 611 amino acids. Gene Ontology annotation, molecular function: RNA polymerase II cis-regulatory region sequence-specific DNA binding; DNA-binding transcription factor activity, RNA polymerase II-specific. Gene Ontology annotation, cellular component: nucleus. NCBI's taxonomy places the organism in Eukaryota, Metazoa, Chordata, Actinopteri, Scombriformes, Scombridae. The record is from RefSeq and is a predicted model, not a curated record. The transcript has 2 exons.
AUGAAAGUGGGAGAAUUGAUGUCCAAAGGAGAGUGUCUCAAGAUAGAGUUUCAGGUCAUUUCAGUGCAAUUUCAUUUAAUUUAUCACACUGUCUCUUUUGUCUCUCUGCAGAACUCCAUCCGUCACAACUUGUCCCUCCACACGCGUUUCAUUCGGGUGCAGAAUGAAGGGACAGGGAAGAGCUCCUGGUGGAUGCUGAACCCAGAUGGAGGGAAGAUGGGCAAGGCCCCACGCCGACGAGCAGUCUCCAUGGACAACAGCACUAAAUAUCUAAAGAGCAAAGGCCGCAUUAGGGGCAAGAGGGUUGGACGUCCUGGGGUAGGAGCUGGGUCUGCUGUUGUGGGGCUCCAGGGUUCCCCUGACCAUGGCAGCCCACCACGUAAAGGCCUCCCAGUUGCUGGAGGUACAUCCGGGACAGAUGGAGAGUUUGAUGCCUGGACAGAACUUCACUCGAGGGCCAGUUCAUCAGCCUCCACCCUGAGUGGGCGUCUGUCACCCAUCCUCGCUGAGGGAGAACCAGAGGAACCAGAGGAGGGAGGCCUGUCUUGUUCCGCCUCACCCCAUCUCUACCCCUCACCGACCAGUGCCCGGUCUCCAUCCAUGGGGGCAGGGAAUCGUUGUCCUCCCCUUGAGCAGUUGCCUCAGCUGGCUAACCUGACAGGUGCCAUCAGUCUUGAUGAACAGCUGAUGGAGGAUGGUUAUCAUCACCAUCACCCACAGCAACAACACCAACAGCAUCCUGCUGUUGGGAGACAUAAGCACCAAACCCCUGUCUACCAUUACAGCUCUGGAGUGAAGGGGCAGAACUCCUAUGGCGUAAGUGUGUAUGGUGCAGCAGGAAUGGGGAUGCUGCGCCACCACUCACCCAUGCAGACCAUUCAGGAGAACAAGCCAGCCAGUUUUUCCGGAACCAUGCGGGCAUACUCCAGCACCAAUGCCCUGCAGAGUCUGCUAACAGGGGGGUCAGCUGGGCAGCAAUACUGUGCCAAGGACAUGAUGCUGGGACAGGAGCGAGAGAGCCAUCCCAUGAUGGGCCAAGCUUGUAAUGGAGUAAGCUCCAACCAUCACACCCACCACCCUGGACACCACAAUGGUCACAGCCACAGCCACAAUGGACCUCUUAGUCACAGCUCAACCCAUAACCAUAACAGAACUCACAACCAUACUCCUACUCAUAAUCACAACAAUGUAACCAACCACAACUCACCUCACAGCCUCACUCGCAACGGUCACAACCUCAGCCAGAGCCAUAACCACACACCACCCGGGGCACCAGCCCUGACCCCACGUGGCAACAGCAACCAGCUGCAGACCUACAACCACAAAGCUCCCUACCUGUACAGUCCCCCAUCACAUGCCCACCUCCCUGCCUCCACCACCCUGCCCCCAAACCCAGCAGGUAUGCUUGGCAUGCCCCAGGACUCAUGUCAUGUAGCCACUGCUCCACACCCACACCCCCGUCACAAUCAUUACCCUGACCCACAACACCAAGGCAUGGCAAAUGGACUGUUCCACCAUGGCCAGGGGAUGGGGGGCAGUACUGGAAAUAACAAUUACCAUGGCUAUCAUCAACAGCACCCCCAUGAGAGACUACCAGCUGACCUGGACAUUGACAUGUUCCAUGGCAGCUUGGACUGUGAUAUGGAGUCCAUCCUCCUCCAUGACAUUUUGGACUCUGGGGAGGAGAUGGACUUUAACUUUGACUGCUCCCUAGCUCAGGGUGUGGGCAUUGGAAUGGGGAUGGGCAUGGGCGUGACUGUGGGCAUGGGAAUGGGGAUGAGCGGACUUGCUGGUCCACAGCAAGCUCAUAGCAACCAGAGCUGGGUUCCUGGCUGACGUCCAGGACAACACACCCUGCCCUCAGAAAGAACUACCCUACCCAUAAAGCACUGUGCUCAACUGUGACAUUCCUUGACACAGAGACUAUAGGACCAACACUCCUGUCUUUCUUUGUUGUCUUGACAAUUCUUCUUUCACCUCCUCCUCUUUUGAUCCCCUCCCCUCCCCGAGAGAUCUAGUUCAUGUCACAUUAGGUUUUUCCUCAUAUCAGCUAUACUGUGAUGACAAUCUCUCAGCUGUGCUUGCCCAACAUCGCUUCUCAUCUAACAUGAGAACUGAACUCUCAAUGCACUUUAUUGCAAGUGGGUCACAUCUCGCAGUGCAAUGCAUUCACUGAGCAGCUCAGGCAGAGCUUGGCAUGUUUUGUAACAGUAGGUGGCUACAGGAAAAAAUGAGGAAAUCGCAAGUUCAUAAAGUAAUCUUGGCAUUGAAUUACAUUGGACUCCUUUUCUCAAAGACUGUCAUUGUCAGCAGUAGGGACUUUUUUUUCCUACAAAAAUAGAUUUCUGAUCUGAAAGCAGUUUAACGAUAAUGACAUUCGCAUGCUCAUCAGAUCGAAUUAAUUAUCUUCAGAUCAGAUCAGCAGUCCUGUUAUUUACAGCUUCACGCAUUCAGACCUUGGCACUUUGACUUUUCUAUUGGUUGUAAAAUUUUGUUAAUGCCCUUUUGACAUUGUUUAGAGAAUAUUGUCACUACAUCAUUAAAUGGAUUUUAUCAUCACUGGCUAGCAUGCAAUUCAUUGAAUUAAAAUGUUGCAUCACUUUGUCUCACCUGGGCUUCUCAUGCGAGUUUCUCUCUCUCUCUAUCCCUCUCCCUCUCUCUCUCUCUGCCUGCCAGUGGAGACAAAGUGACCAUUCUUCACACCGAGCCAUUAACGUAGCUUGAUUGAAAUUCAGCAUCUUGCUUUUAAUCUUCAAAGUGAUGCGGCAGCGAUGCGUCAUUAUUGAGAAUCUAACGUGUUGUCCUCCCAUCUCUCACCCCGGCCGCCCGGGCAGCCGCUUGCCUCUCCAGCUUAAUGUGCCAAGAAAGUGAGACAAAACUGUGAUUAACGCCAAGUCACUCUGCCUGCUGUCCUGCUCUGAGGAGGCCAAUGUCACUGACCGCUUGCCUGCUCACAGAGGGUACAAAUGGAAAAGAUGGAGACAAGGAUAGAACAAAAGUCUGUUGUUACAGUGGGAUCAAUCACCAGCCUCAGUUUUCAUGCUGUUUGGGUGUGUGUGUCUGAAAACAGGUAGUGUAUCUGUAUUGUAAAUCAUGCUCAUUGUCUGUAUUUUGUGUUUCCUUGUUCCCAUGUUUUCAGUGCUUAUACCCUGAGCUUCUAACACUUCAAGCAGUGCAAAGAGAGAGAUUUAAGGAGAAAACAAUCAGCCAAUCUGAGUGGCAUAAGUCUAUGUCAAACAGGGUUGCAAAGCCCCACAGCCAUCCACAUCCCCUUUUUGUAUGUUUAUUCUGUUGUCUUGUAGUUGUUGUUGUAUUGUUGAAAUUUUAAGGGCCAACAAGGACAGCACUGAAAUAUCCAUGGUUUACGGAUGGAAUUCAAUGGUGAAAUGAUGUUGGUAGUGCAGUAUGACCUUCCUAUGCUCCAAUACUGUGCACCCUCCCACAUGUGCUCCGCUCAGUUGUCUCUGUGUUUGUGAGUGGGGGGAGUCUGAAGCUUGUUUCUCACUGGCCUUGGGAGAGAAAAAAAGAGGACACCCCUAUUCUUUAAAUCCCCCUAGGAGACUCACUGCAUUUGGUCUGUACCAAGUACGGCACACAAAGGAAAAGAAGAGGGUUAAGGGUGGGGUGGGGGUUAUUGUUACAGCCAAAGGUCAAGCACGGCACAGACUAUCAGACCCAUUACUGAGGUAAAUACCUUUAUUUCAGGGCUUUUAGCCGCACUGGUUCCAGUUAAUCUCUGGGUGGAAAAUGUGUGGAAUUUUCUAAGCAAAUGGGCCUCACAGAGCAGUUAUGUUAAAGACCUGUGCUACAGACAUUAGCAAUGCCCUGCUAUUGGAAAGAGAGCUAUAUAUGAUGUCUAAUUUUCCUAUAUUUAUUUAUGAAAGAGAUUGGUCUUUGUCACUCCUAAAUGUGGUAGUUGUUUAAGUCAACUCCUAUCCCUUCCUCUUUUUUUCUCUGUUUUUUAAGAUGUCACUCUCCCUUUUCCCCUUUUACUUUUAUUUUGUACAAAAUCUAUAUAUUAAGAAUAUUGUAUAAUAGUUUUUAAAAUCUCAAAAGAAUAUCAGUUUUGUUGUCUAUUUCUUUUUUAAGAGAAUGUAUCUCAUCAUCUGGUGACUGUUAAAUAAAUGAAAUUAAAAGAAAGACUUCCUUGUCUUGUCUCAUUUGUGUGACUAUGACCAUAAAGAUACAUUUGUUAUUCAUGAAAACACAACAAAGUGACCUUUUCCUUAUAAUUCAGAGACUCGGAAGUGGGUUUUCCUAAGCUUACUUGUGCUUGUCAAAUUCUGUUUCUCUCAUGUGCUUGUACACAGUAGCUGCCAAGAUGAAUGAAUUUAUGCUGCUUGUGAAUUUAUUUCUUUAUUGUCCAGCUUGUAUCAUUUUAAAAACAUAAGUCCUUUUCACACAAGCAGACAACCCCUCUUGGCAGUCGUGUUUGACCAGGACACCGAGUCUCUGCGUGGGAGGCAGGAGGAGUGGGCUGUAUGAAUGAAAAAUAGGGGGAAAAAAGUGCCUUCACAUAUGUCUGGAAGCAUCACUUGUGUUUCAGACUCUGCUUGAGAAAGAAAGAGAGAAAUGUAUUGGUGUGUGCAUGCGUGCAUGUGUGUGCAAGAGAAAAAUAGUUCAUGACAGACAGACAAAACAAGGAGGCACCCAGACAGCCAGACAGAGUUGGCAGGAUUGGAUUAAUAGGUGUGUAUAUAUGUGUGUGUGUGUGUAUGUCUGUGUGUCAUAAGGCUUGUUAUGGCCUAUGAAGCGGUAUAGGUUGGUCACAGCUGUCCCAGUCCCAUUGGAGGCGUUUUCACAGGAGGAGUGUGCAGCGCUACAGCGCCAUACUGCCAGGCCCCAGGGGAGUCCCCGCCACUACACUCAUGCAGACAUGUACACACACACACACAGACAGACAUCACACAUGCACAUUCACACACAUACAUUUUAAAAUACCACAAAUUCACACAUUCACACAAAGAGGCACAGUUAUGAAACCAAAUGCACCAACACCCACACGCUCAAACAAUCAUUUCUCACUUAGAUGUACAGUUUUAAUUGACUCCACUUGGCAAAGCCUCUCUGCAGGGAGAGAAGUGAGAAGUGGAGGGAAAGGUGUGGAGGGAGGAAAGCAGGCAGCGUAUAUUAAAAGCUAAAGUGCCUGACACAAAAACACACAAUUAAAAUGUGUUUUUGUAAGCAUUUUUGGGGGUCUGAUGAGCUCAAACACGGUCCAGUAACUUUAUAAGAUGUUUCAUAAUUUCACAAUUAGACCAAACUGAGUGUGAUUGAGUGUAAGUGAGACUAGGAGUCUGGCGUAUGGCCAAAGUCUCACUCUUCCCUGCCUUUCUCCUGAGAGAGAUAGAGGUUGAGGUAGACAGGAAGGCAGUCCAGUCCAGGUGCUGUGCCUCGGGGAGGGUCUGCUCUUCUGUUCCUCAUUAUCAGCGAGUGAGAGAAGCUGUGUUACAGUGUCAUUAUUCAUCCACUCAAGCAUCUGGGAGCAGGUCCUUCUUUGCUUGGCCCAGUGAUAUCACUGUAGAGACCGCCCUUGGAGCUAAAGGCUGACUGGGGACACUGCUAACUGCUAACAGACAGAACCACCCAGGCAAGGCUCCAGGGUACAGAUGUCCUUGAGUGCUUAUGAGGAUUCAGCAGUUCUCACUUUCCAGCCGAACUGCAAAGUGAAAAAAUGGUAUACUUCCAAAAUUCAAUUGUUCAUAAAAAGUAUUAACUCACCAAUAUACAGAAGGGGGGAGUUUGAUGUACUACCUCCAGAAUUAAUGCUAAGACUUAUUCUCAGCUACUGCAGCCACUGUGAAAAUAAGCUUUAAUAAUCAUCUUUAUAAUCUUUGCUAUCUUUAUUAGUAAAUAACUUUCCAAAGCAUUGUUUCAAAGGCAUUUGAAAAAAUAGAGAAGAAUAAUGUAGAAGAAAACAAUCAUUCCAUAAAUUCAAAGCUAUAACUUUUAAGAUGUAACUAAGCUCCAAAGAUGCUUAAACAGAUGUUUAAAAUCAAUCGAUGAAAAGUAAAUCCCAAAUGGUAUCUUUUAAUGGAAAAACAGAUUACACACCUCUUUUAACUUGUCUGAAUUACUCUAAGAAUGCC